Lactuca virosa is the source of this 1542-nucleotide messenger RNA. The record is from the annotation of a GenBank genome assembly. Lineage: Eukaryota; Viridiplantae; Streptophyta; Magnoliopsida; Asterales; Asteraceae.
AUGGCUCUCCAAUUGCAAUGCUGGGUUCCACCUUCUCCUGACCAGAUUGACCUAAGGACAUGGAACAAGAUCAUCAAGAGACAAGUAAUCGAAGGGAACACCAAGGGAGCUUUUCUCACAUACCAACAGAUGCAACAAACAGGUAUCUUCACCCCAGAUAACUUCACAUUUCCUGUGUUACUCAAAGCAGCUUCUAAUCUUUCGAAUCCAAGACUCGGUUUAGCUCUCCAUGCCCAGAUAGCAAAAACGCCCUUUGACAACCAUAUGUUGGUCCAAACUUCUCUUCUCAACAUGUACUCAUCGAUUCAAAGAACAGAUGAAGCUCGUAAGGUGUUUGAUAGUAUGGAAUCGAAAGAUACGGUUGCUUGGAACUCGAUGUUGGAUGCGUAUGUUUCAUCUGGGAAUUUGGAUUUUGCAUUGAAGCUUUUUAGAUUCAUGCCUAAAAGAGACCUUUUUUCACUCAACAUUAUGCUGUCUGGGUAUGCGAACCUUGGUAAUAUGGAUUCGGCAAAAGCUGUAUUUGAUGAAAUCCCUGUAAAAAAUCUCAUCUCGUGGAACUCCAUGAUUCUAGCAUGUGGGAAUUACGGAGACAUGGAAGAAGCACGUAGGGUGUUCGAUGAAAUGCCUGAACGAGACGUCAUUUCAUGGAACACAUUACUUGGAGCUUAUCUCAACAAUAAGAUGUCUGACGAAGUUAUUCUGCUUUUCUACAAAAUGAAAGACGAAGAUAUCAUCCCCCCAGAUUAUCUCACUGUAACAACAGCUUUAUCUGCUUGCGCUGAUUUGGGGUCACUAGAAAAAGGGCGCGAAAUCCACAUCUACGCCCUGGAAAAACGACUAACAUCAAGUAUGCACGUAACCACUUCCCUAAUAGACAUGUACGCCAAAUGCGGAUGUCUAGAAUCCUUUCUAAUCGUCUUCUGCAAAUCUCAAGUUCGAGAUGUUUUCUGUUGGAACGCCUUGUUAUCAGGUCUUGCUAUCCAUGGCUAUGGUGUCAUCGCCCUCAAGGUGUUCGAUGAAAUGCUUCAAAGAACAAAACCAGACGAUGUAACCUUCAUAGCUUUACUUAACGCGUGCAGCCAUUCAGGCCUAGUCAAAGAGGGUCAAACCCUUUUCAAUUCCAUGGAAAUCAAAUACAACGUGACUCCUAAAAUAGAGCAUUACGGGUGCUUGGUUGAUCUUUUGGGUAGAGCUGGGUGUCUUGAACAUGCAUAUAAGGUGAUCGAUGAAAUGCCAUUUAGACCAGGGAAGUCAAUUUUGGGUGCAUUGCUUGGUGCUUGUGUGAAUCAUAGAGAUGUUGUGAUUGGGGAAAAAGUAGUGAAAAUAUUGUUGCAAAGUUAUGGUGAUAAUGGUUUAAAUGAUGGGGAUUACAUGAUGGUGUCUAAUUUGUAUGCAUCAUGUGAAUGUUGGCAUGAAGCGGAUCGUUGGAGAGCAAUGAUGAAUGAUUCGGGGAUUGUUAAGACUGCAGGAUUGAGUUCAAUCACUAUUGGUAAUCGGGUGCACAAUUUUUUGGCUGGAAAUUUUGAUUUUGAGUUUAGUUAA